This is a messenger RNA of Paramecium tetraurelia, 588 nucleotides long. RefSeq lists its product as uncharacterized. Lineage: Eukaryota; Ciliophora; Oligohymenophorea; Peniculida; Parameciidae. The transcript has 2 exons. The record is from RefSeq and is a predicted model, not a curated record.
AUGUUAGAUUAAAUCGAUGAAUCAAUUGAUUUUACAAUUAAGAUGAAAUCAAUAAAACCAUAUAGUAGAAAUUUUAGUUAUAUAGAUCGCAGUCCUGAAUAGAAAGUUAGUUUACUUAAGUUAAGGAAAAACUCAAAAAGUUUUAUCGAUUGUGCUACAGAAAAAGUAAUUACUAUAUAUUGGUACGAUUAAGAAAAUGAUUAAACUUAUGAAUUUUCCCAAGGCUUCAGUGAAAUCUUGAGUCUUGGUGAUAUUUGUAAUUGGGCAAUUUUGAAGUUAAAGAAUAUGAAUUUACCAAAGAUUGAUAUUGAAUAAACUAAACUAUAUUUGCCUAAAAAGAAACAAGGCAAACCAAAUGAAGAUUUUCCAUCAUUUAGAAAUGAACUUCAACUAAAAGAUUGUGAUCAAACUAAAUUUUCUCUUAAAGUUACUUUUUUAUUAAGAUAAGUCACUCCUCCAUAAAGAAUUGAACCUCGUUCAUCUUAUUGUAAUUCAUUGAAUAAAGAGAAACGUAUUCCUAUGAUAGAAUAAUAAAAAAAAAGUAGCAAAAAAACAAAUUUUUUUUGUUUCUGUAACAAUGGUGAAUGA